AAUUGGUUUUUUUUUAAUUCUUUAAACUAAUUAACUUACCAUUAGAUUAAUUGUUUACUUGUUUAAUUUACCUCCGUGAUUGUUUCUUAGGAGUCUUAUGAUUAGUUGAUCGUUGGUUACUUUUGUAUUUCUAUUUACUUUGUCUUUUGAUUUGAUUGUAAAUGUGUUGGAGUUGUUGAUGUUGAUGAUUUUUUAAUCAUUACGAGUUAAUUGUUAUCUUUUAAUUAUUGUUUUUCUUAAUGUGAAUAAUUUAUUUUUAUUUAUUUAAUUUGUUUUCUAUCAGUAUUGUGGAUUAUUACUGUUAUCUGUUUUGUACCAAGUUGUAUUGAGGUUUAAUUUGUUAUCUUGAUUAGCUCUUAGCAACCAAAUUGUUAAAACGUUACCUUUUGAUUAUUUGUUUUGAUUGAAUUGAUUAUAUUAUGUUGACAUUUGAUCUUACCUUUGUGAUCAGUAUGUUAACAGUAAUUUUAUUGAUGGUUGUUUCUGUGGUUCUAUAUGUGAGCUAUGGUUUCAAGAGGAGACUCAACAUUUGUGGUAAACAUGUUCUGGUCUCCGGUGGAUCCAAAGGUAUCGGUUUGGAAAUAGCGAAUCAGUGUUUUCGUCAAGGUGCCAAAGUGACCAUUUUAGCUCGUGAUGAAAAUGGACUAAAAGAAGCUGUAAACUAUAUUCUAAAAGAAAACUCUGCUACUGGAAGCUCACGAGAAUCAGAAAUAAUUUAUUUCCCGGUUGAUGUGGCAAAUGAUUUACCAACAUUGGAAAAGAUUGUUUCUCAAGCAGAGAAUCAGCUGGGUCCAAUAUAUGGAUUGUUCAAUAUUGUCGGUAAAGCGGUUUGUCACCGAUUCUUGGAAACUCCUCAUGAAGAAUUUGAUAACAUGAUGAAAGUAAAUUACCAGUCAACCGUUAAUUGUACUCGAGCUGUUGUUACUCAAAUGGUUAAACGUAAAGAGGGUUUCGUUGAAAUUACCUCAUCAAUGGCUGGUCUUUUUGGUAUCUACGGUUUCUCAGCCUACUCAUCAUCUAAAUUUGCUUUGCUUGGUUUUGCCCAAACCUUAGCCAUGGAGUUGAAACCUCACAACAUUUCCAUUACUAUAGCUUAUCCCCCUGACACUGACACUCCUGGUUUUGCUCUCGAAAAUUCAACCAAGCCAAUAGAGACAAAGCUCAUCUGUGAAUCGGGUGGAUUAGUGUCACCAUCGAAAGUAGCAUCUUCUAUUAUCAAGGAUACUCUGAAAUUGAAAUUCUCAUCUACGUCGACAUUUGAAGGAUUCAUUUUACGAACACUGACCUCUGGUCUCUCUCCACCCAAUGGUAUUUUCUCGGUCUUUCUUGAAGCCAAUCUAAUGGGACCACUUCGACUUAUCGGUUUAUUAAUUUUAACUCAUUUCAAUAAAAUUGUUCGUGAUUGUAACACCAAAAGGACAAGUUCAAAGUCAAAAUAGCCAAUUGAACAAAUUAACCUUCGCCAACGGCCCCAAAACGGCUUAACGAUUCAUUAAUUGUUUUUCAAUCUCUUUUUCUAAAUAACUCAAAGCAAAACAGUCAAAAACAUUUGAUACUCAUCAAAUUAAACAGAUUAUUUUGAUUUAGAAAGUUUCAAUCUUAAUAAUCGUCUUAACAAUUUAAAUCUAUCUUUUUAUCAAGUGACUUUAAUAAAGUUCAGGUAUUAAAAGGGCAUGAAAAUCGUGGCCAUUUUCAUUUUUGCUUUCGACUUGACCAUCAAAAGUUAACCAAAGUGUUUGAAUUUUUCUCAACAAAAUGAAACUUUUAAUUAUCCUGGUGUCAAUUUUCAUCUUAAAUUGUGCUCCAGUUGAUUGUUUAAAUAGUUAUCCAGAUGAAGACGAAACUGGACCUUACCUACCAAGAGAAAGUUAUUACAACAAUUACCCGAACCCUUAUCAUCCUCCACCUCAAUCUUACCCUCAACGCAUUCCCGAUCCUUACGCUCAACCAUAUCCUCGUGCUUACCCUUACAAUCCUGACGGAGGCCACCAAGAGUUCGAGGGAAGAGCAUUUCGAUUUCCACCGUUCAAAAUGGUACCAGUUCAAUUUCCAUCAUUUGGAUACUUUGAUCGUUCCAAAGAUUCACCGCAACCCUUGUAUCCACCUCCACCACCACCGACUGACCAGUACAUGAAAGGAAGAAAAGUCCGAAAAUCGAAAAAAGUGAAAAAAGUGAAAGAAACUCCGAACGCACCGACCUCUGACCCAAAAGUCACCUCGCCGACCAAGUGUAGUUGCGCAAACACAUCUUGAGAUAUUUUUUUAAAUAAAUCUAAAUCCUUAUCCUUUUGUUUUGUAAAAAUUAUUCAUCUCCAAGUGAAUUUUUAAUAAAAUGUUUGGCGAAACAA
This is a messenger RNA of Panonychus citri (citrus red mite), 2348 nucleotides long. It is a transcript of the gene Kdsr, whose product is annotated as 3-ketodihydrosphingosine reductase-like. The coding region runs from base 420 to 1439 and encodes 339 amino acids. The record is from RefSeq and is a predicted model, not a curated record. Gene Ontology annotation, molecular function: 3-dehydrosphinganine reductase activity. Gene Ontology annotation, cellular component: endoplasmic reticulum membrane. The transcript is spliced from 4 exons. Lineage: Eukaryota; Metazoa; Arthropoda; Arachnida; Trombidiformes; Tetranychidae. Gene Ontology annotation, biological process: sphingolipid biosynthetic process.